AUGCCCAACCAGGUGGUGCCAGGGGCGGGCCCCGCUCCCAGGUCUCAUGCAUCCCCCGCCCCGGGACCUUCUGUGCCUUAUCACGGGGAGGCAGGGCCUCGCCCACACCAAACCUGUGGACGCCGACCCGGGACCGCCGCUGGCUGGCUGCUGGCUCACUCGACCGUCAUGGAGACCCUGGGGGCCCUUCUGGUGCUGGAGUUUCUGCUCCUCUCCCCGGUGGAGGCCCAGCAGGCCACGGAGCAUCGCCUGAAGCCGUGGCUGGUGGGCCUGGCUGCGGUAGUCGGCUUCCUGUUCAUCGUCUAUUUGGUCUUGCUGGCCAACCGCCUCUGGUGUUCCAAGGCCAGGGCUGAGGACGAGGAGGAGACCACGUUCAGAAUGGAGUCCAACCUAUAUCAGGACCAGAGUGAAGACAAGAGAGAGAAGAAAGAGGCCAAGGAGAAAGAAGAGAAGAGGAAGAAGGAGAAAAAGACAGCAAAGGAAGGAGAGAGCAACUUGGGACUGGAUCUGGAGGAAAAAGAGCCCGGAGACCAUGAGAGAGCAAAGAGCACAGUCAUGUGAAGAUUCCUGGCUGCCUCUUCCAGGCAGUCCCCCAGAGAUGCCUCUUCUGCCCCCUAAAAGCAGUGCCCUGGACUUGAAGCCCGUGAAAUGACUCCAUCUGGGAUUCAGAAUACAGUGUUCUCAAGUGAAGAAGGCUUGGAACCCACCCCACCUCCCUCAUUGGGGGCUCUCUGGGCAAACAUGGUUUUCAUGCACCCCUCUUCCUGAGCUUGGUCCCUGCCUGGUGAUUCUUCUUAUACUCGGAGAGCAUCCCUGGUUGAGGAGACACCCGCAAUCCUCCACGAUCUCAUGGCUCCACCUGCUUCUCCCCACUGCCUGAUUUCUUUUCUCUCUGCCUGAUGUCUACUGAACAGAACUUCCCCUCUCCCAUGCACCCACUGCCAGCUGAGAGCUGCUUCCCAAUGGCCUGCAUUAAAGCAUUCGUAACAGCCCUUU
This is a messenger RNA of Pan troglodytes (chimpanzee), 996 nucleotides long. RefSeq names its product small integral membrane protein 24 (gene SMIM24). The record is from RefSeq and is a predicted model, not a curated record. The transcript is spliced from 4 exons. The coding region runs from base 1 to 561 and encodes 186 amino acids. NCBI's taxonomy places the organism in Eukaryota, Metazoa, Chordata, Mammalia, Primates, Hominidae.